CCCUCUCCUGUAUUUUUAGCUGAGCCAGCCACUUCAUUUGCUGGAUAAGACAGACAGUUGUGUACCGUAUGAUCUCACUUAAUCGUUUUAAUAAAUGACAUCAAAUCGUAUACUGCGGAUUUGCCGUGGGCCUACAGCCAGCUGUUCCCUGGAAAUCUCGUACAGGGGAGACAUUUGUCCCGCCGCUGUCGGAUGCUGAAACGCGCAGUCAGCCUGUGGAUGCUUGAUGUCCAUUAUGAAACGCAGUGCUGCGCUGGUUACAAAAAAUGAGGCGCAGUUCUUCUGAGAUCAAAUGAAUUACGAGAAAUCUGUUUAGGUGCUAAAUCUCUCUGCGGUGCGGACGGCUCAAGGUGGUCCAGCAUCUUUCCCUUGAGCCUUCUGCUUCCUCUUCUCUUGGACUGUGGAUAACAAAAAGGCUUCAAGACGGAGGGGGUGGUGGAGCAUCGAGGAAAAAACAGGGGCAAUAUGAGAGAGCGGGACUUCAUGCCCAAUAUGGAGAGGGGCAAACCUGCUACUUAUACAGGGGACAAAAAGGCUAAGAUGGCUGCUAAGACUAACAAGAAGUGGGUGAGAUUAGCCACUGUUUUUGCAUAUGUGUUGUCUGUGUCCUUAGCAGCCAUUAUCCUAGCAAUUUACUAUAGCCUGAUCUGGAAGCCAACCAGUGCAUCCUCUUCUGCUGGGAAGUCGGGGGAAGAGGUCACCCCCACUGCAAACAUCUCAACUAAUAUUUCCACAAGCAACAAUAUAACAGAGUGGAACUCUACACAAACACGUCUGCUGUCUCUCAACCAGACCAGGCAGGGCACAACCCCGCACAGUCAGGCGUUUCAGUGGGAUGACAGAGCGGAGACAGUGGCCGUUUCCCCGCGGGGUGCUGGAGCAGAAAUUGCGCACUCGCACCAGGAGGAAGGACUCUACGCAUCUUCCCACGGUCACACAAGCGCGGAGAGAUCGGGCACUUUGGGCAGAGAGACACAAGGGUCUCAACCCCGCGUGAGCCACUACAUCCCGUCAAGCACUACUAGGGAGUCUGUCGCUGAGGGCAAGGGGGAGCGGGAGGCGCAAGGGGUGACAGAAAAACGCGAGCCCGAAAAUGCUGUGACUCUUCCUCCGACCUGAACAACGAGUCGAGGUGGCCAUAGAGGAGACUGAUCGGGCCUAAUCCCCAUCACCACACCACCCUUAGACCCCUUACAUUAAAAAAAAACAAAAAAACUAACCCCCCAAAAAGGAGUGUUUUACAUUCUCAGUGCCGCAGGUCGGAUAACACACGACUUUAAACUCAAUUUGCAGAGCCCCGUAUGGAUACUGAACUGCACAUAUUAACAGACAGCUUGCUUUUAUGACAGAAAAGAGGAGAGCUCCUCCAUGGACACUAUGCGUUUCUUUUUCUUUUUUUAGGCCAUCUGUAUGCCUUAAAUCAAUGUGUGUCUACUUUACCUCGGACAGCUUCUGAGGCCACUAACCUGCCUGUAUGUGU
Molecule: messenger RNA, 1480 nt
Organism: Archocentrus centrarchus (flier cichlid)
Lineage: Eukaryota; Metazoa; Chordata; Actinopteri; Cichliformes; Cichlidae
Exons: 1
Coding region: 466-1119 (217 amino acids)
Source: RefSeq, a predicted model, not a curated record